AUGGAAUCACAUCAAAAUGCCACUGAAUUGGGCUUUCUGCCAUCGGUACGUGCUGAUGAAUUGGGCUUCCUGCCAGCGAUUCUUGCUGGUGUGGCUGACUUUGCAUUAUUUCUACUAACUGUUGUUCCUGCCUAUGAGAAACAUCAACCUCAUUAUCUGAUAUAUUUACGUCAUCAUCAUCAGAUACCUCUGCAUUCGGCUCAACCUGAAACAUUUGAAAUUGUCCAAAACACAAUUGCCAAGCAGCUAUCGGUUGAUGUGAAUACUGUGACACGCCACACCAGGUUUGCUAAUUUGGGUCCUGAUUCUCUUGACACCGUGGAAAUAAUGAUGGCUCUAGAAGAGAAAUUGGGAGAGUCAAUUGGAGAAGGAGGAGCUCAGAACAUUGCCACUGUCCAAGAUGCUGCCGAUCUCAUUGAAAAAGUGAAGGAAAUUGCAGCUUGAUAUGAUGCGCUUCCAAUCAUAUAUCUGAAAUGAUCAAUUUGAGUCCAGACAUAAUUAGCUGUGAAAUUUACCAUCCUAUUUUAAU
Molecule: messenger RNA, 529 nt
Organism: Lycium ferocissimum
Lineage: Eukaryota; Viridiplantae; Streptophyta; Magnoliopsida; Solanales; Solanaceae
Product: acyl carrier protein 1, chloroplastic-like
Exons: 3
Coding region: 1-444 (147 amino acids)
Biological process (GO): fatty acid biosynthetic process
Molecular function (GO): acyl carrier activity
Source: RefSeq, a predicted model, not a curated record